Morus notabilis is the source of this 701-nucleotide messenger RNA. RefSeq names its product UDP-glycosyltransferase 87A2. The transcript is spliced from 2 exons. The record is from RefSeq and is a predicted model, not a curated record. The coding region runs from base 90 to 626 and encodes 178 amino acids. Lineage: Eukaryota; Viridiplantae; Streptophyta; Magnoliopsida; Rosales; Moraceae.
CUUACUUAUAGUAAUGCUCUUCUCCUCUACAUGGUCUAUUGAGAGUCAUAUAAUCUCCCAGACCCCGCCGUCACGAUAUUCCGGUGAAAAUGGAGCGACCAGCCACCGACUGCUGCCACGUGGUGGCGAUGCCGUACCCCGGCAGAGGACACAUCAACCCAAUGAUGAACAUCUGCGAGGAGAUUGUUUCCCGGAAGCCACACAACAUCCUCAUCACCUUCGUCGUAACCGAAGAGUGGCUCGGCUUGAUUCGGCCGCGGAAUCGGCCAUCAAUGCACGACAACAUCCGCUUUGUCACGAUCCCCAACGUCGUACCCUCCGAGCACGAUCGAUCAAAGGACUUAGAUGCGUUCGUGGAAGCUGUCUUUAGGAAGAUGGAAGGUCCCUUUGAGGAGCUCCUCGACCGCAUCGAGGUUCCGGUGAGCGCCAUCGUAGCCGAUAGCCACCUCCUUUGGGCCUUGGAUGUCGGGAACCGGAGGAACAUUCCGGUGGCUUCGCUUUGGCCUAUGUCUGCUUCUGUCUUCUCGGUCAUUUAUCAUUUUGAGCUGCUCAAACAAAACGGCCAUUUGCCUGUCCAACUUUCAGUCGACACUGGAUUAACGUCAAAGAGCGAGGACAUGAAGUAGUAGAUUACAUCCCUGGAAUUUCCACAACUCGCCUGGCUGAUCUUCCAUUAGGACUUUUAGACACAAACAAUACUA